This is a messenger RNA of Aspergillus piperis CBS 112811, 945 nucleotides long. RefSeq lists its product as uncharacterized. Bases 303 to 860 code for a protein of 185 amino acids. The transcript is spliced from 2 exons. The record is from RefSeq and is a predicted model, not a curated record. NCBI's taxonomy places the organism in Eukaryota, Fungi, Ascomycota, Eurotiomycetes, Eurotiales, Aspergillaceae.
UCUCUCUAUUCUUCUUUCUUUGAGAGUCUCCUUUGUUUAGACAGUGUCUAUUGUUUCGACGUGAACGAUCAAUACUUACUACUACUAUCUACUAUUGCCAUUUCUCUUCUUCUCUCUUUGAUUGACCACUUUCCUACUACAUACAUACUACACACUAUUCCUUUGAAUAAUUGUUGUGAUUGAUCGUGAUAUUAUCUUGCGCUGGCGCAAUAAUCUCCCAUCUCGACACAUACUAUAACACACAUACAUACAUACACAUCUCUCCUUCCCCACUAAACAACCACGACCAGUCAUAAAAAAAAAUGUACCUCCUCGCCUUCCGCCUCAUCCGACGCAUCUUCUCCAAAUCCAAAAAAUCCAACAACAACCAAGACCCCAACGGAAUCAACCUCGACUACCCACCACCACCCGCCUCCAACAUCCCCCGGCGCCCCCGUCUAAAGCACUACACGGAGCUCUUCCUACACAUUCUCCAAGCCGUCUUCGGUCUAACCACCAUCAUCCUCUACGGGAUCGACAUCCACCACGCACACGAAAAGUCCGAGUCGGCAGAUGCACGCUGGGUAUACGCCAUCGUGACGGGGAUGAUGGGGUGCGGGACGGCGCUAUUCUACCUGGUUAUGAUGCAUUGGGUGUUGAAGACGCGGACGCCGUUGGCAAUGCGCGAGAGGUGGAAUCUGCCGCUGUUUGUGUGGGAGGCGGUGUUGUGCGUGUUUUGGUUGACGCUGUUUGGCAUCUUUGGGAAGUUGUAUAUUGGGGAUUAUGAGGAUAGUAGUAAGGUGACGAGGAUGAGGCGUGCGGUUUGGGUGGAUUUGGUGGAUUUGGUGCUGUGGGGAGGAAGAGGAACAGAUGGGUCAUGAGAUUAGUAGGAGGACUGCUGGAUAAUUAUUGUAUUUUGUAUUAAGCACUGAGUGCAUGCGUCGACGCAUGAGUAAUGUCUUGAGA